GGGAGACUAGUAUCGUUUACUUAAGAAACUCUUCGUUUCCCCUUUUUCGCAACUUGCAUGAAGUGUUUUGUGAAUAUUUCUUGGUUCCAGUUUCCCACUCUCUGAGUCUAAGAAUUUACAGAGAAGAAAUUUGAGGUUAUGGCGAAUUACAUCCCUCCGCACAAGAGACAGUUGAAGGAUGGUGUCAAGGCCCUUGAGGGGUCAUCACUCAAUUCACGGUCACUUGUUCAUAAGUUUCAGCAAAAUUUGAACCUGUCAGGAAGUUAUAAAUCUGAGUCAUGUUUGUCAGAGAAGGUUAUGGGGAAAGGUAAGGUUGCUUCAUUAGGUGGAAGGUAUGCUUAUGCUAAGAGUUGCCAUUCUAGAUUGUGCAUCAUUGAUUCCACCGAAGAAGAAGAGCACCAGUACCCUGGUGCAAUUAGACUGGAGCACAUUACAUCCAAAUCCAGUUUAUAUAAAGAACCUGGAAGUCACGGAAGUAUCCCAUAUGUUCUAGUUUCUUCCCAUAAGAAAACAGGAAUGAAUGAGCUAAACAAGAACUGCUCCAUAGAGAAUCCGUUGAUAUCUGUGGCUGAACAGAUAUUGCCCAACCUUCUUGCUUUUCAAAAUGAGAGGGUUGAAGGGAGCUCCAAAGAGUUUGAGGAAGGAAAGAUAAGUUUUGUGGCUCGAUUUGGCAAAAUUUUGUUUCAUACGAAACCUUGGUUCGGCGUGGAUAAACCUCGAGACAGAUCAGAAUAUGAAGCUUCUCUGGGUCAAAUGAAGAGAGUAUUUAAUGCAAGUGUUCCUAAGUCGUUUACCGAAUCAGUACUUAACGCGGUUGUUACUGAAAUUGGAGUUGAUUUGGAAGGAGAAAAAGAGUAUUACUAUGUCAGGGUUGCUGAUAAAUCCUGCCCAGAUGUAUCGCUUUCCUGCAAGUGCACUGCAACUGGAGUCGGGGGACUCGAGCUUCGAAAGAUCGAAACAAACAAUGUGCGCCACAUGAUGGUGGACAUAGCAUGCGUCGAGAAGGAUCUGGACCUGAGAUUGAUGCUUUCUACUAGGAAGAUUGUAACUGAACCCACCGAAGAAGAGAAGCAUGACUUGGAAAAACUUAUAAAGUCUGCAGUUGUAGAUCAACAUGAAAAGGGGGGUUUGAGGUUUCCCCUUGGAAAUGAGUCUUUUGAAGGUAGAUACCGCGUCGUGGGGACGGGACACACGACAUCCACAGCUUACAAAAAUUCAUCCAUCAGGGUCAAAUUAAACGAAGCGGAUCGAUAUGAUUUCAUCACUUCAACUGCAGAAGUAACAAACCAUGUAGUUCUGAAGAUGACCGGCGUAUCUGAAAAAUUGAAGGCUAACAUUUUGGAAAGAGACCAACUCGCAGAGGUGCUUGAAGUCAACAUGAAAAUAAUAUGGAAUCACUUCUUGAGCCUGGAGUGUUGUUUCACUUGAACAACUAAUUGGCGGUGGACUGCAUGUUUUGCUGAACUGAUGAAUAUCAUUUUGCUCAAGAACCAAACCAUAUCUAUGUUUUGCAUCUUGUCUUAUGGGAUCCUUAGCUUGUUCUAUUAGCUGGAAUGGGAAAUCGUAAAUAUAACCAGACUCGGUAUUAUCGGAUGGAGUGUAGACAAUCCUUUGAUUACUAAUUCCAUGUGUCACGGUUUUCUAAA
Messenger RNA from Papaver somniferum (opium poppy), 1646 nucleotides. RefSeq lists its product as uncharacterized. Bases 139 to 1428 code for a protein of 429 amino acids. The record is from RefSeq and is a predicted model, not a curated record. The transcript is spliced from 8 exons. Lineage: Eukaryota; Viridiplantae; Streptophyta; Magnoliopsida; Ranunculales; Papaveraceae.